AGGGUGGGGCUAAUGUUGAGGGAAUGGGUAGUCUGCCAACAAAACACCAUCCUACAACAACCUUUUUCAUCUCUCCUUAAAUACAGGUUUGUGUCGUAAAUUUACGCUUUGCCUUCGUUUACUGUUUACGGAAAUCAGUCGACUCAAAUUAAGGCUUCGUCCUAAGUCAAUACAACGUAUUCAUACUAAGCUUGGAUACAUUCUAUACAUUGGCUGGCUUUUCUCUACCUCAGAUCAUAGAAGAGAGUUGAAUUUCUAAUGAGUUAAAUAAACCAGACGUUAGUUUGGCACCUAGUUGUGGAUUGUAGACAUUUAUUGAAACAUUUUUCAAAUCUUGGACACCGCUACGGAAUUCUUAACGAUUGUUUUUUUUAUCAUAACGAUGGAUUAUUUGAAUAAUAUUUUAAAAGAAUAAUCGGAUUUAUUGCUUUAGUAACUACUGUAACAUCGAAUUAACAAACAAGUGGGAACCAGAUUUAAUUUUAAAAACACUGGAUAAUAAUAAUCCACUGUUUGCGGAGUAAACGCAUAGGAUAUUAGAGGAAUAGUUCGUGUAUUAUCCAUAUUUAAAACGUAACCAAAAUGAAAAUACUGGCGGUUAUACUUUUAUUUUUACUGAGUGUAUUGACCGCAACUUCUAAGUCAUUAACGGCAUAUUUUGAAACAUAUCCAGAGGAAAAUAUAGGUAUAGAUAGUGUAUUUUUAACAGAAGGUGAUAUUCUAGCAGACAUGAGAAGGAAUGCUGUUAGAGAUAUACAUGCAACAUGGUUAAACAGAACAGUGCCUUAUAUCAUAGAAGAUACCUAUGAUCAUUCACAGAGAAUGGAGAUAAAGCUGGCUAUGACAGAGUUUGAAGAAAAGACCUGUAUUAGAUUUGUACCUCGUUCUGAUGAAACAGAUUAUAUUAUAAUCCGUUCCGAGAUGGGGUGUUUUAGUCCAGUUGGAAGACGUGGUGGGCAGCAGCUGGUAUCUAUUGGUCCAGGUUGUGAUCGGAAAGGGACCAUUAUGCACGAAUUGAUGCAUGCUUUGGGAUUUUGGCAUGAACACAGUCGACCGGAUAGAGACAGCUAUAUCACUAUCGCGUGGGAUAAUAUACCAGAAGAUCAUAAGAGUAAUUUCAGAAAGUAUACGGAAGAAGAUAUAGAUACUCUCGGAGCACCCUAUGACUAUGGUUCCAUUAUGCAUUAUAAAAAUAAUACUUUCGCCAAUGAUCGCUUUAAACCAACCAUUAAAAGUAAAUUCCCAUUGCCAGAUGGUGUUGAAAUGGGACAGCGUAUAGAACUAUCGGAUACAGAUAUACUUAAAGUAAACAGAUUAUAUAGAUGCAAUAUAACCCAUUGUCCUGAUGCUGGUGUUCCGAAGAUUGGGUACAGAAAAGGGGAUAAUUUUCAAGUAGCUAGUGCUGUUCAUUAUAACUGCUCAGCUGAUUAUGUACUAGUGGGAAGUCGAGCCAGAUAUUGUAUGGACAUUGGACAAUGGACUGGAAACUUACCUGUUUGUUUACCCUCUUACAAGGGUGGCAAACUUCACUAUUGUAAUUUUGACCGAAAUAAUUCUUGUGGAUGGAAACAGGACAAGCUGGAUAAUCAGGAUUGGACCUUUAAUAACCGUGAUACUCCAAGUGUACAAACGGGGCCUAAAGAAGAUCGGACAAUGGGAACACAAGAAGGUUAUUACAUAUUUCUGGAGAGCUCCAGGCCCUGUGAAGAGGGUGAUGCUGCAAGAUUAAUUUCUCCUAGUUUUGAUUUUUCUGGAACAAAAGCCUGCUUAGUGUUCUACUAUAGUAUGUAUGGGUCUACCAUGGGCCAGCUGAACGUUUACCAGCGAGUGAGUGGUAAAAACAUGAAGAAAUUUAGUCAAAGUGGUGACCAAGGUCAAGAUUGGCAUAUGACAGCAGUUGUUCUCGAUGAGUACAGUAGCUUUGAGAUUGUCAUUGAAGCUAUUGCUGGCACGAGUUAUAAGAGUGAUAUGGCAGUUGAUGACGUCAUUGUUGGCUCCUGUGAUAUCUUAUCAUCACUAGUAAAUGGGGACAUACAAGAUACGAUGUCAUGUGGUUUUAAUAAUGGUUUGUGUGGGUGGACUCAGGCCAAGGAUGACGUUUUUGACUGGGAAUUAAUGAGCGGUUCUACUUCAACGUUUAACACGGGACCAAAUUGUGAUCCGUCCGAUUGCAUUAAAGGUCAAUAUCUGUAUACAGAAGCAUCAGCGCCGAGAGUACAAGGUGAUACAGCAAUAAUUCAGUCACCGAUGUUAAGGGGUGGCUCUGAACGAUGCCUUGCUUUUUCCUACCAUAUGUUUGGCGAUUCUAUGGGCACAAUCAAAGUGUAUCUGUCAGAGUUUGGUUCAAAUAAAGAGUUGCUAUGGACGCGAUCUGGAGACCAUGGCACUGACUGGAUUCGAGAACAAUUAGAUUUUGUUCCUAAAUCGCUUUAUCAGUUGGUAUUUGAAGGCUCACGUGGUUCAAGUUAUAGAAGUGACAUGGCAAUUGAUAAUGUAGAUGUCACUGUUGGGAACUGUGCUGAUAUAUUAACAUUCGACUGUAAUUUUGAUCAAGACUUCUGUGGCUGGAAAAAUGUAAAAAGUCCCACCGAUAAAUUUGAUUGGUCGAGAAACAAAGGUGCUACUGGUACAACUGGAACAGGUCCCAGCAAAGAUCAUACUACUGGAAAUGGAUUUUAUAUAUAUAUUGAAACAUCUUUGAGAUUUCAAGGGGAUUUCGCUCGAAUCAGGUCUCCAACUAUUACUGACCGUAAUGUUGGACACUGUGUAGAAUUUUGGUACCACAUGUACGGAACACACAUAAAGUCACUGAGUGUGUUGAGGGAAUCAGAGGAAAAGGGGGAAGAAAAGUCUCUGUGGAGUGUAAGUAACAACCAGGGCGAUUGGUGGAGAAAACAUAGCUUAUUUGUAGGCAGUAUUGGCCAGGAUUUCCAUAUUAUUUUUGAGGCGGUAGCUGGUGGGUACAGGAGUGAUGUGGCUAUAGAUGACGUCAAGAUUAGAGCAGGGACAUGUUUCAGUUAUGACGACAGUAGUGGCAGUCCGCAAGGGCGAAUUUACAGACAGUUUCCACACAAGGGAUAUACGAGACGGUGAACAUUAACCCUCUUUAAAGAAAGAAAAACUAAACUAGUUCAUCUUUGUUGCGAUAACGUAAGCGAGGUCACAUAAAAGAUAUUUUUUUAAAAAAUGGCGCUUUAACCCGUUCUGAUAAAAGGCUGCUUUAUACCACCACACAGGAGUGGCUGCUUGCUUUUGUUGACAGAUGAAUGAAUAAAUAAUUUCAACCACAUUACUUUUGAGCGGUGAAUUUUGAAGGGAAAAUGGAAAAAAAUUGAUCUUUCACGUCAUUACGACAUUAGUUUAAGGCUUAUUCACUUGUAUUCCGUGUAUUAUUGUAAAUGCAAUAUUUAAAAUUGAUAUCUACUUAUUCACUUCUUUAUCAAUUGUGUAUCAACAUAAGUUACCCACACCAAGUGAUAAAAUAGUAAUUCAAAAGAUCGCAAUCCGUAGUCCCAUUACAAAAUUCAAAGCACAAAGUUCGACCGAAGUUAUCAGAAUAUAUCAUCUAUAAAUGCAUUUUCUUUAAACAGUCCUAGUGUUUGAUCGGUUGAUCUGUACUAAAAGCGCAUACUUACAUUUGUAGUAAACGCUCGGUCAGAUUCUUAACUUGUUAAGACUUCCAGUAAGCGUGAGCUCUGUCCAUUGCUUUUAAGUCCUUCCAUAGCAAGUUUAACAGUUCGUGUAUUCUCUGCUCUUUCUUCCGCAUUCGUGACGGUAACAUAAUGUUCCUAAUGCGUUCUUGUUGUGUAUAUGCCAUUACUGGAUUAAAUAUAUAAAUGUUAUUUUUAAGGUGUGAUAUGAAUUUCGUCAAUUAAUAUAUAUAUAUAUAAUGGAUGGGUUCAUCUUGAAAAUAUUAUCUGCUUGUGCAUUUGCGGUUAAUCGGUUAAAUAUCAGUCUAAUUAAAACCAGAUUGCAAUUUUGUUUCUUUUUUUAUACGCUCACCUUGAAAAGUGGUCGUAUACUGUCGUCGCCAUCGUCUUUCGGCCUGUCGUUCCGCCGUCCAUGAUUUCUUGUGAACACACUACAUACUACAUUCAUUAUCAUCUAAUCUACUUUAAUUCUAUGUUAUGUUGAAUAACAAUUUCUAAUUAUAGGUUAUAGAGUUAUUGCCCUGGGUUAUGUUAUAAAAUCUUGUCAACGCGCUAAUGAUGUCAGUAGGUAAAAGAUUUUACUUUUUGGUAUCUUAAAGAUUCAUGGUACGGGAAGACUUUUGGACUGUCCAGACAACUUAGCUGCUGUGAGCGUAUGUUUCGGUGCCUAGCAACCUAUAUUUCUUUCUUUCAUUAACACUACAUAUUACAAUCUAAUCAACUUUUUAUCAGCGGCGUGUUGAGCCAGAUGGUAUGACUGACGUUUCAUUUAAUUUAUUGUCUAUAAGUUUCACGUUCGUUACACUAAUGAAGAACAGAUAUACAUUUUACCAGUAUGUCAUGCUCGAUUUAUUUACAUGGAGUCAUUUCCCACAACCCUCUGCGAUUACACGGCUUUGAAAAUGACUACCACUAAUUUUAUUGGUCGAGUAGAUCAAAGGAAAUAUGUUAAACGUCAGUAUAUUAGUACAGCACCAGAAAUAAAAACGAAACAAAAUAGACAUCUGAUUUUAAUCAAAUUGUUUAAAUAUAUAAAUAUAUAAAUUUGUAUUUGUAAGAUGAAAUAAGACAAUUAACCAUUUAACUAAACAGUUGUUGACUUUUCAUCAAUUUAAAGAGGCAUUGUCAUUCUCGCAAAGCAAGAAAAUAUAUGUAAUAAAUUUGAUUAAAAUCAAAAUCAAAAUUACCUUCAAUUCCACUACUUCUUGCACAACCUAGAGCAGGUAUUUUGACAGUUUUGAAUUUGAACAUGCACCAUAUAACUAUAGUGAAACAAAACAUUAUUUUCACCAACCAGCCACAUACCAAAGUACUGCUAAUGCCUCUUUAAUAUUUUGUUUUUAUCAUUAUUAUAUUAUUUAUAAGAUAUGAGAUGAAAUUGAUAUGGUUUUUCUUUUUGUGAUAAUAUGAGUAAUGAACCUUGAAACUCCAACGGAUUAAUGUAAUAAAUAAAUUGAUGGGUU
Molecule: messenger RNA, 5113 nt
Organism: Patella vulgata (common limpet)
Lineage: Eukaryota; Metazoa; Mollusca; Gastropoda; Patellidae
Product: MAM and LDL-receptor class A domain-containing protein 1
Exons: 20
Coding region: 583-3093 (836 amino acids)
Biological process (GO): proteolysis
Cellular component (GO): membrane
Molecular function (GO): zinc ion binding; metalloendopeptidase activity
Source: RefSeq, a predicted model, not a curated record